This is a messenger RNA of Amyelois transitella, 2105 nucleotides long. RefSeq names its product sodium- and chloride-dependent neutral and basic amino acid transporter B(0+). The transcript has 16 exons. Gene Ontology annotation, cellular component: membrane. Lineage: Eukaryota; Metazoa; Arthropoda; Insecta; Lepidoptera; Pyralidae. Gene Ontology annotation, biological process: sodium ion transmembrane transport. The record is from RefSeq and is a predicted model, not a curated record. The coding region runs from base 1 to 1968 and encodes 655 amino acids.
AUGGAUCGGCCUCCAACUAAUUCUAUGGAAACUAUACUAACCUUUGAAAACAGAAACAUAAGUCAAUGGUCGGCAAUGUGGUCUACGGCCAACAUCACAGCAGCGGAUGGUCCGCCAAGCACGCGCCGGUUUCUCUCCGGCCGGCUCCAUCUGCGCCUCUCAGCGUUGUCGCUGGGCGCCUUCCUCACGAUGCACUGCAAACUCACAGCAGCCGCGCUCACUGGAGGAUUCUUCAUUUUCGCGAUAUUCCUAGUCUUGGGCACAGUGGUAUUGGCUAACCCAUUACGCCAUUUUGAAGUAUACCUGGGUCAGUGGAGUUUGAGUGGGCCGGGAAGAGCCUUCAGGAUUUUACCAAUGUUUGAUGGAAUCGGUAUCGCGAUGUGCAUCAACGCAAUAAUACGAGCAAUAACUUGCUGCACAAUCGCUGCGAUAUCAGCUGUCUACUUGGUGCACUCAGUGUCAGACGAAACCCUUCCGUUUACCUACUGUAGGGAUUUUCAGCUGAAACCUUAUAAGCCCAUAUUAAAAGAAGUCAAUACUAGAGCUAUGUACGAAAACUACAAUAGCGUAUUGCAUGCAUUUGUUUUAAAUUUGACGGUUUUACAGAAAAAUGACUUGAACACUAUAAUAUUGAAAGACUAUAGAAGAUAUGAAUUAUCCCAAUUGCCUAGGACACAAGUCAGCGCUACAACAAGUACCGUAGGAAUUCCUGACUACGCUUGGAGAAAUAUUACAUUGCGAAAUAGAAAUAAAAAAGCCGAAAAACUAUUUAUACGAUGGAUGGAAUUUUGCAAUGAAAAUUAUACUGGUCUUUAUCCUGCUUUAUUCAAUACACCCGCAUAUAACUUCUUUUACGUGGAAGUCGUUCAUUUAAGAUCUGAUUAUAGUUUAAAGUCGUUAAAUUUAUUAAUGGUGUACAGUAUCAUUACAACUUGGCUUAUUAUAUGGGCGACAUUGAUAGCUGAACGUCUAUACAAUAGAAGGCUUACUUGGAACCGAAUGUAUCGAUGGUUGGUGGUAGUACCAUGGAUAUGGAAUAUUAUUCUCAUUAUAUCAGCUAUUGGUCAAUUGUCCGUAAUAGAGUACAAGCUAAAAUAUGCUUUUCGAGUCAGUGCCCAAGCGAUGUUUGUCACUGCAACUGAUGCUUUAGAUGUUGCUAUUUACAUACACGCGGCAUGCCUUGGCACAGAAAUUAUACACGGAAAAGGUUUAAACCAUUACGCUUCCGGACACAUCGAUCCAUUUUUGAAUAAUGAGAACGUGUGGCACUCGAUAAUACUGUCUCUGUUAGCCGGACUCCACUCGGGCGGCGCAGCAGCGUGUGCAUUCGUCGACUAUUUGCAGUUCGAAGUGGACCAAAGGAUACAAGACAUACGCGAAAGCACUUUAUGGGUGAUACCGAUGUAUUCCAAAUGUAUCACACAGGGUAGUUAUUCACAUCUAAAAUCCUCGUUUGUGUUUGGAGGACUUACAUUUUCUUACAUGACAAUAGCGUAUACUAUGAUCAAGACAGCAAUGCAUACGAUUUUUGAGUACAAAGUUAAAUUAGUAUAUUGUGAGCAGUUCGUAGCAGCGUGUCUUAUUCUCACCUGCAUGGGAUUCAGUUUAUUUUUUGCAACUAAUGGCGGCAUAGUACUCCUGGAGAGUUUAGAUCUGACUAUGACGACGGUGGCAACACCUAUGAUCGCACUGUUGGAGCUGGUGGCCAUGCUGUACGUGUACCGCAGCCACGACUUCCGUUCAGACAUGAACCUCUCCAUGGAGGAGAACGCGUGCGGAUCGCGAAUGGACACCCAGUGGCAUAUAAUACCAUUUGUCACCUUUGGUCUGCUGGCUAGUAAGUUGUACAUGACUUUGAACUCCGAACUGCCAACCAAGAUGGUUAUGAUUGCGCUGAUUCCCGUCAUACUCGUGGUCGUGGCCAUCAUGCUGCGGACUCUUCGCAACAUAUAUGUAUUCUUCAGAUAAUGUAAAUGCCUUGUCAUUAGGCUACAAAAUUAUUUAAAAACUAUUAUUACGGUAUUCGUAUAUAUAUAAAGUUGUGAACUUGUCUAGAGAUGGCGGUAGCGCGGAAACCACAUAGUCAAAAGAAAGGACAAACUUAA